Messenger RNA from Pieris rapae (cabbage white), 6969 nucleotides. It is a transcript of the gene PH, whose product is annotated as putative mediator of RNA polymerase II transcription subunit 12. The record is from RefSeq and is a predicted model, not a curated record. Gene Ontology annotation, molecular function: protein binding. Gene Ontology annotation, cellular component: PRC1 complex. The coding region runs from base 199 to 4353 and encodes 1384 amino acids. The transcript is spliced from 29 exons. NCBI's taxonomy places the organism in Eukaryota, Metazoa, Arthropoda, Insecta, Lepidoptera, Pieridae.
UCGGAAAGGAGGUUAUUGUUGCAAUGAGACGGGCACUGCACUGUCGAUAAAGUGUGUUUGUAUGUCGUUUUCGUCGAUAAUAAGUGUUGUGUUUACUUUCACCCGUGCGAAUGUCUCAAUCCUUACUUUUUUUGUUUGUUUUUAAUUUUAUAACUGCCACAUGGGUUGGCGUUUUAGUUAACCCUUUAUUUUGAAACGAUGGAACGUUGUUCUUACGGUUUUUACACCAAAAGAUCUGAAAUUUUGGACAACAUUCAAAAGAAAAAAGAACAAGAAAAGGAGCAACCAAGUAGUCCAAAUUUCCAACAACAACAGUUAUCUAAGCCACCUGAAAAACAAAUUCAUACACCUGAAGCACCUAGUGCAAGUUUAGUGUCACAACAUGUUCCCACACAACUCCUUUCUCCAACACAAGGUGCUGGCUCAGCAGUUCAGCCAAAGGAGGACUCUAAAGAUAAAACAUUAAAAGUCACAAACUCUACAACUAUAACAUUAAUAGAAAAUAACAGUAUAAAUGGUGAAAAGGAUAAGGAUUUUCCAAAAAAUUAUUUUACUUUAGAGCCUAAGAAUGACAAGAAAGAUGAUCUAAAUAAGAAUAGUAUAACAAUAACAAGAACACUCCCAAAGCAAUCUCCGGGAUCAGGGCAGCCUGACAAGGCUAAAGCUGGGGCAAAAACUGCCAAAAGACCUUUGCAAUACUUGGAGACUUUGGCACAAAAAGCAGGAAUUACUACUGAAGAUAAAUAUGAAGCGGCCAACACUUUACUGGCUUUAGAUAAACAGAAUAAUACCUUCCGAAGGCCAGAACUGAAACAACCAAAAGCUGAACCAGAAACUCAUUCUCAGGCUGAAGAUUUUAGGUACAGAAAUCAAAAAGAAGAUGAUGAUAAGUUACAGAUACAACAGCAAAUAAUUCAGCAACAGCAACAACAGCAGUUGCAGCAAUUGCAGCAGCAGCAGUUGCAGCUGCAGCAGCAGCAAAUCCAGCAAUUUCAGCAACAAGCUCUACAGAGGCAACACCAAGCCAUUCAGCAACAUCUGAAGAAUCAGCAGGACCAACAAGAGUUGUUACAAAAACAAUAUCAGCAACAACAGCAGCAACAACAACAACAGCAGCAGCAGCAGCAACAACAACAGCAGCAGCAGCUGCAGCAGCAGCCUCAACAACCGAAGCCUGAAAUUCAGCAAUUACCUCAGUCUCAACAAGAUUUGCAACAACAAAAAUUUGUUCAGGUGGUCAAUAAUCAGUCUCUUCACACACAGCAAUUCAAUGUGCCCGGUAUAGGUGAAAUAAAUCUCAGUUUUCUCGCGUCACCACAAAAUAACGUGAACCUUCUGUUUGACAAGAAUCAUAAGCCCGGCAUGAGCGGAGAGAUCAAACAAUCGAUAACAGAAGGACAAAAUCAGCAACAAAUGAGUAUGUCACAGCACGAUUCAAACCAGCAACACCACCAGACAGUAACUGUGGUGUCUUCUAUGCCGAGCAGUAUGGCAACACAUCAGGUUCCGCAGCAGCAAGCAGCCGGUACAAUACAGCAACAGGCUGGGGCUAGUAUAUCUACUAUGGGACCGAUACAGAGCUUACCACCCAACACUCCACAUCCUCAGCAAUUAAGUGCCGAUUGGGGACAUGGACGCGUACAAGUGAUUCAACAGCCACUCCAAAAUAGUACUUACCUGCAGCAACUGUACAAUGCGCAGGGGCCACUUCUUAUGCCAGGAAAUAUUGCGUUACAUCCACAGAUCAAUUCGCAACAGAUACAGGUAAUCGCCGCUGGCAAACCAUUCCAAGGCAACCAGCUCGCUCCACAUAUGCUGACUACGCAAGGAAAGCAAGUACUACAGGGACAGACUGCAUCGUUCCCUGGAUACACCACUAUCCCGACGAUACCUACUACGCAGAACCAAACAUUCGUGUUUAGCCCGUUGGGGGUGCUGAAUUCCCAGCCGAGCAUUCUUCCGGCCCAUUCUCAGGCUUCUGGAAUGAAUCAACAACAAAAACCCGGAGAUAUGCAUAAGGGGAUGAGUGGAGGGAAAGUAACAACAGGCAAAGUGAAUACAGGAAAUGGUCAGACUGUACCACUUCAAACUCAAUGUGUGCAGGUCUCUCAGCCAGUUCUUGGACAACAGCCACAAGCCCAAAUCAUCAGCCCCUUGCAGGCUGGGGGACAGAUGCAGUUUGCCCCUUGGCAGAUAUCAGGGGCGAUACCCCAAGUUUGGGCUGGAGGAUUGCAAGCUGGGACGAUCCCGGCUGGCGGGUUGUUAGCCCCGAACCCCAUCUUCAUACGAGGCUCGCAGCAGGAUCCACCGCCUUCUAUGUUCAUACAACAUUCACCCCAAAAUAAUGUUCAGCAUACCAGUGAAAGUGUGGCGUCGUCAACCGUCAGUACCACUAAGCCAAGAGCCUCUACCGAUGGAAUGUCAAAAACACCUCGCCCUCUGUCUAACAUAUUGCCCUCGAGUGGCAUACGACCAGCUUCUAGUGUUUCUACGCAGACUAGCGCUAACCAGGCACAAAACGCUGCAAAGCAACGGAUGAGGGUGGGUGUACGUGCAUCUACGCCGAAGCAAGAUGCAGCGAAUCAAACGAAUAAAAUGCAACUUUCAAUGCAACAGCAGAAAACUCAGUUACUGGUUAUGAACUCGACGGGCCAAAUGACACAGAUCUCGAGCGUAGACAAACAGUCUCACAACAAAAAUGUGCAGCAACAACAACAGCAGCAGCAACAACAACAACAACAACAGCAGCAGCAGCAGCAACAACAACAACAGCAGCAACAACAACAGCAACAGAUAAUGCAACAACAAGCAUUACAACAGCAACAACAGCAACAAGCACAGCAGCAACAACAACAACAACAACAAUUGUUGCAGCAACAGCAGAACCAACAGCUAGUCCAGCAGUAUCAACAAGUUUUCGGGAGCGGUCUUUGGACACCCGGAUUGCUAGGCAUGCAACAAGCAUUACCAGUGGGUUCAGUCGCUCAGACUUUGCCUUUGGCAGGCCUUCCGCAAAUAUCUAUGGUUCAUCAAAUUCAUCCAUUGAGUGGCGCUGGUCAGCCUGGCACAUUAGUUAGCCAAAUAAGCACUAGUCAACCAACGCAAAACGCAUUAACGCAAGUCCAAACUAUUCCACAUCAGCAGGGCUUAGUUGGAAGCGGGUUGGUUCAAACUUCAGUUGGUAUGGCUAUUCAACAACAGUCGCUCAACGCUACUCAAAUGUCCAAUGUAUCGUCCAACAGUUUAAGUACACCUCAAAUAACAAUCCAGGCCUCAGGCCUUGGAUUAAUAACGGCACCGGUACAAGGCUCCGUAGUGCCGUUACAGUCACAAAUUGUGUCUCAACAAAGUCAAGGGAAACAAGAUGAGAAGCCACAGCAGAUGCCGGCUUCGACGACGGUUCAGCAAGUGUCUACCUCUGACGCGUCUACGGAGGCCGUGCCAUCGAGUGCGCCAGCUAGUGACGUCACUAUUUCUACAACUGUCACCACACCAAAUACCUCUCCGUCAUCUGAGGGUUCUAAGCGUUCGGAGGCUUCCGUGAGCACGUCAGUCUCAAUCUCUACCUCUUCGGCACCCACUAGCAGCACAGUUACUACGAAUGUUAAGCAGUCACCAGUUGCGGUCACGUCGUCGUCGACGUUGUCGUCAUCGGUGAGCGUGACGUCAGCGAAUAUGACGUCACCGACGACUAUGUCUGUUGCGGCCAGUUCCAUAACAUUCAAAAACUCCCAAUGUACGCCAAGGAACAUCAGUUCGCAACAAGUUACGGACAAAGGGUUACCCAAGGCGAUGGUUAAACCAAACAUUUUGACUCACGUGAUUGAAGGUUACGUCAUACAAGAAGCAGCUGAACCAUUUGCCGUAAAUCGUCCACUCCGCGAAUGGAGUUCUGGUGAUAAAGAGCAAGAAAAAGAAAAGGCGACAACAGACGAUCCGCCACUUAUUUUUAAUACUUUAGCUGGCAAGAGAGCAAGAAUGGAUAUUACUACCAGUCUACCACGGAUAUCGUCAAGCAACGACUCAAAUCUUCCCAGUACUAGUCAGGCUAGCAAUGAAGUUUCGGAGGCACCUGAUACUAUCCAAGUAGAUGAAGAUGCGAAAGAACUGCCCAAUGCUCAUAAGUGGACUGUUACCGAAGUAUGCGAGUUUAUCCGCAACAUACCGGGUUGUGCCGGCUAUGCGGACGAGUUCCUCAUGCAAGAAGUGGAUGGUGAAGCUCUACUUCUGAUCAAGCCUGAACACUUGGUGAUGGCGCUGUCUAUGAAGCUUGGACCAGCUCUCAAAAUUGUCGCUUGUAUUGACUCGUUGCGUCCGGAGAGUGAACAGACAACGGCUGACGCAAAUGAAUGAGAUUGGUUUUAAGGCCCCGGAUAACUCCGGUGGACCUUAACAUGACGAUUAUGAUAUCAUAUGAUAUAUUUAUAUUCAUAAAAAUUAAACUCAUUGCACUGUUUUUGCUCUAUUGUAUUUUAUCAUAGUGUAAAUUUAAUUUGAUAGAUAGAGACAAAAGAGUGCAAUUAAUUUACUUCUUAUGAGUAAAAGCCGAUAUGAGGCAUAGUGUUUGUAUGUUUGAACCCUUUAAGAAUGUAUAGUAGCUUUUUUCACACAUUUUUUAUGAAUAAGUAAAAGCCGAUUGGAGGCAUAUGUGUAUACCCUAUUAGAAAUGAUACCUAUUCUUUAACGUAUAUGAUGUCGAAACGAACGUUAACUAUGAAAUUGUUGGCAAAAUCUGGUUGUAAUAUAAAAAUCAAACGUAAAUUUUAAUUAUGCAUUUUAUUUUAUUUUUUUGACGAUAUAUGUAUUAUAUGUUCUUUUUGACACAGUUUAUAUCACUUACGCGAUAUUCAUAAAUACAACUUGUUUAAUCGAAGCGUUAGCUUCAUAAUUGUUUACCGUUAGUUUACUUUUUUUUAUUUUUUUUAUUUUUUUUUUUCGUAUAUCUGGACAUGUCGAAUCUCCGCCUAUUAGUUUUAAGCGUUUGAUAUUUUGUUAUGCUCACGCGCUGACAAUCUUAGGUUAAGUUGACGGGGAAUUUUUGUACAAUGCUGGAGUUUUCCGUAAUAGUUCGGCCGUUAGAUAGAGGGGAUGCAACGCUGAAAGUAAUCUUGCUUUAUCUUUAUAAACUGUUAAAAUUUACUUGAAUUUUAUACAAUCACAGAUAAAUGCGAAAUUCUCUCGAGUUAAUUCGGCUUCGAUACCAUGAUCACACCAACACCCACAGAAAUUACCCCACGUCUUCAUGGUUACAACACCACGUUGACACCCAUAUUUUUAAGUAAAAAAGUAGGUUUUAAUUUAAAUUCUACGAUGGCGAUUUGUACUCCCAUGACAGAUGGGAGUCAUCGCUGUCUCCACACUGAAUAACCUUAAGUAACUAAUUUUUAAGUUUCCAUAGUCUCUACUGUAGUGUUUAAUGGUGGUGGGUAGAUAAGUGUAAAUAGGUAAUGGCAAGUGCAAUUCGUUAGUGUACGUGUCUUAGUUGUUUAAUAUUUUGUUUAUGUUAAUGGUGCUACGUAUUUUAAUUUUAUAUUUCUUUAUUAGUUAAGACUUAUUUUUAGGUACAAAUGACAACGUUGUUAAAGUUUAGGCCAGAUCAUUCUAAGGGUUCGUUUACACGCAUGCAUAAAUUAUAUUAGAUAAAUUCACCGGCUUUGUAUUCUCGGCUAGUUAUUUCUUGAUUGAUAAAGGAUAACUGCAAUAUUUCCGUUUGUCUCAUAGUUCGCUCUUAUUGGAGUAUUACGUUUACACUAAGUCACAUAACGGUAUUAAAAUGGUAUUCUUAUUUUGGAUAAUUCUCUUUACACUGCCUGGCAUAGAUAAUGAUAAUUAAUUUGUAUAGCCAUUUUAAAUAUGAGUGAUUGGGACACCUUAAAGUUAAUUUUAAACAUUUUAUACUUGUUUGGUCUUUUUUAAAUUGCUAAUUUGCAUGUCAAUUUUAAAUCGUUCUCGCCUUUAUAACGGUAUUAAAAAGGUAUUCUUAUUUUGAAUAAUUCUCUUUACACUGCCUGGCAUAGAUAAUGAUAAUUAAUUUGUAUAGCCAUUUUAAAUAUGAGUCCCAAUGGACACCUUAAAGUUAAUUUUAAACAUUUUAUAUUUGUUUGGUGUUUUUUAAAUUGCUAAUUUGAAUGUCAAUUUUAAAUCGUUCUCGCCUUUGUAUAAAAUUUAAUAGUGGAUGUUUUACGAAAAUAUAUUUUUAUCCCAACACUCAUUGGAUAAAACUUUUACUUAUAGAGUUAAAUACCAAAAACAGGUCAGUAUGAUUGUAAAAUACUAGUUUAUAAAUAAUUGUACUUAGUAUAGUGUGUUCGACACACCAAAUGGCUGCACUGCGGGAAAAUGUUACGUUGUAAAUAGCGCUGUGCGUUUUAAAACCUGAAAAAUUACAGUUAAUUUUAUCUGUUUACCAACUACAUACAUCAAUUUAAACCAUGCAGUUAUUAUAAGACGGUUUUGAAACACACGAUCACACCCGUAACAAUUUCUCGUAAUAAGUGUAUGUCAUAAUUUGUGUUCUCUAGAAUGUAACUACAUAAUAGUUCAUAUGAUAUAUGGAUAACGUGUAAAUACUGAUAAUCAAAUUUUAACUCAUGUUUAACACGAGUUCCUUUAAUUUAUGAUUGUCUAUGUCCUCAAAUAUCUUCAAUAGACAGUUUUGAGUUAAAGAUAACUUGUUCAAUGUCAAUUUCACAAUAAACUACAAUACGUAGUUAAUAUAUAACGCAACAUCACAUACUGUCACAUCUGGUAAGAUAUUUUGCUGUAAGUGCUUGCUUGUACAGAAAUACAAUGGACUAAAUAGUAUAAGCAUUGUACAAAAUCACUAAAUAUAUUUCGAUGCCCUUGUAUUUCUUAUUUAUACAUAGAACAUUCGUUAAGACUUAUAAAAUUUGUACUAAAACGAGUUUGUCCCUCCUGUUGCUCAAUUAACAGACACUGAAUCAUCUUAAAUAAAGAAAUGAGACUGAA